Selaginella moellendorffii is the source of this 2446-nucleotide messenger RNA. RefSeq lists its product as uncharacterized. Bases 1 to 2406 code for a protein of 801 amino acids. NCBI's taxonomy places the organism in Eukaryota, Viridiplantae, Streptophyta, Lycopodiopsida, Selaginellales, Selaginellaceae. The transcript is spliced from 7 exons. The record is from RefSeq and is a predicted model, not a curated record.
AUGGUUCAGUACAGCUGGACAUGCCACGUGGAAAUCGAUUUGUGGGCAAGCUGGGCCCGGGACGAGCAGAUUCGUGGGAGUAGUGGCGCUCCAUAUCGAAGGAGCCGAAAGUGGGCUGUGCAGUCUACCUCCACAAUCAUCAAGAUUGUGUGCUGGACUCUGGAGGAACAUGCACAUUCAGCCAAGAGCGUGGAUAGUCCGCAUGCCUUCGACCUCAGUGGCUCUGUAGGACGUGAGGCUGGCACUGAAAGAGGAGUUGUAUACGUGACUGAAGCAUUACUUGCUAACCAUGGCAAAUCUCUCUUGAACCAAACUUCUUUUGUGAUCCAGAGUUUUGCAAAGAAGGGCAUCAGGACAUCCUUGCAAGCUCAGGUGGUGUCACAGGCGUCUUUUUGUAUAUUCUCUCUUUACGGCCCUAGCGGGAGAGCGGUGCGGAUGGAAUUGAUAGCGCCAGUUGGGGAUGAUGGGCGUGCAGCGACAGACCCUGAUGGUAGGUGGAUAGAUCUCCCUCCCAUCGCCAGGAGGAGGCGGAAAGUGUGGAUACGGGAAUGCUAUGAGGAUCUCUAUGCCGACAUGAGAGAGCUCGCAAGCCUGGGCAAGAGCUACAUCCACAUAUCAGGAAACCCUGGAAUCGGCAAGUCGUGCUUUCUGUGGUACGUCCUGAAACGGCUCCUCAGUGAAGAAGGGAUACCGGCCGUGAUAGUUCAGCUCGUCGAAAAAAAGAAGAAGAGGGUUUACAUCUUCAAACCGGAUGGGAGUUACGCGCCCAGUUCUAAAGAGGAUUACGAAAUCCCGGGGGCUUGGCUUCUCACGGAUCAGGAGUUUGUUGGGAACUUCGCUAGACAUACUGUGCUCUUUGCAUCACCGGAGGAGAGGAAUUGGGUGGACGCGCUCAAACUCAUCAAUGCGAGAGGCUUCUUUGCGCUCUACAUGCCUCCUUGGUCUGUCGAGGAGUUGCAGCAGGUUUACUUCUCGGCGCCCGAGAACGCAGAUAAGUCGCACAUCGACUUCUGGGCGACGUACUACAUAGCCGGGCCAAUCGUGAGGUACUACUUCAUGCCUUUGGAACUUGUAUACAACAUGAUAGGCAUGGCUGUGAACCAUGCUGUGAAAGUGGGAGAGCUCAACAUUUACCGUGCAUUAUUUUUGCCAGAGACCUCUGUUUCCUGGCCAAGUCUGGACUUUACCUGUGUGGAUCAUAUCUCCUUCACUUCGGAGUGGGUCGUAGAUUGUUUCGCCAUUGCAUGCUACAAGGGACAGAUCGAGGACUGGAUGGAGUGCACUCGGGCACUGCCUUCACUGCAGAGUGCAGCUUGGGUCUUGUUCGAACGCUAUGCUCACCACCGACUCUCGCAGGGUGGUCACUUCUGUAGCAUUGAUGAUGAUGCCAUUGGCCUGCAUUUGGAGAAGCGUGACGUGAAGUUCUUCUCAGGCAACAGUCUCAACCUGCAAGUAUCUGGCCUCCACUAUCUACAGCCUAGCAGCAUGUCGUUCCCUCCGAUAGACUCGCUGUACCCCCCACUCGUCCUUUUCCAUAUCUCGACUGCACUGAAGCAGAGAGCAAUGAACAAAAGCGACUACGACGCCUUGUGCUCUUCGCUGAUGGCGUUCAGAAGGGAGCAUCCUGACGUCCCGUCGGGCCUGCAAGGUGUGAAGGAGGAAGACCAAGUGUACGCCGUUUUAGUGAAGAUGGAGGGUGGCAAGUCUUUGGAUUCAGAACCCUUGUGUGUGGUGGAAGACGUUCCAGAUGAUCAGCCGCUGCAGCAGCAGUCGAAGAAGCGAGCGAGAAGUCCAGAGUGGAUCAAGAAAGAGGAGACGCCUGAGCGGAAGAAAAAGAGGACGUACCUGCCUUUCCAGAUGACGAUUGCUCUCAAGAUGCAGGAUCACGUUAACGGCUCGAUCAGCUGCUCGACCAUCGAGGAGAUCUUUGACAUUGUCCGUUCGAGGAUGGAUGGUACAUUUGAUACUGGAGGACUCAAGUUUGGGGACAUGAGCAGAAAAUCGGGGGAGGCGAAGUUCCCAACAGUGUUGAUGCGAGGAGGAAAGGGAAGCGUACAAUGCAAGGAGAUGGAAGACGGCGUGACUGUGUUUGGCGUAUCGAUCGAAGCCGUUCGGACCACAGUACACACUGAAUUGAAGGAGGAAACUGCUUUGAGUAUCAAGUGCACGGCUGGUAAGCUAGCUGGGAAAGAGUUGACAAUUUUUGUGAACGAGCGUCUUCGAACACAUGUGAUGUCUUCUCUGCCUGCUAUCCUCAACAUGGACACACAGAGGCUCGGAGUCUUGACUGUUCCUGGUAUUGUCUUCCAGUUUUCAUGGUCGGGUGACACAGCAGAUGUUCUCAUCAGAUCGAAACUGAGAACCUCGACGUUAAUUAAAUUCGUGUUCCCAAUAGGGAGAAGUUAAUUAUUUGGUGAAAAAUCAGUGAAUGUUUGCUUAAAAAAUG